This is a messenger RNA of Myxozyma melibiosi, 1525 nucleotides long. Its product is annotated as Elongator complex protein 4. Gene Ontology annotation, biological process: tRNA wobble uridine modification. The record is from RefSeq and is a predicted model, not a curated record. Bases 157 to 1419 code for a protein of 420 amino acids. The transcript has a single exon. Lineage: Eukaryota; Fungi; Ascomycota; Lipomycetes; Lipomycetales; Lipomycetaceae. Gene Ontology annotation, cellular component: transcription elongation factor complex; elongator holoenzyme complex; cytoplasm.
UGGACAUGAGUGUAAAUGGCUAAAAAAACCUAACCCGCUGACGUCCUCCAACUCAAGAUUUUCAUGGUUUUGGCAUCAAAAGUAGAUUUGAUUGAUUCGGUGCCUUUGACAGCAAUAACAAAGCAGAGAUCAGUGGCUCGUUGAGCAGAAGGAAAGAUGUCGUUCAGAAAGCGGAACGAGCCGAUCUUGUCCUCGGCCAGGCAUCCGCCUCCAAUCGUCACUCCCUCCACGACCCUUCGCCGUCCUCGACCCACCCCAUCAUCCACCACAACCUCCCACCCAUCACCAGCUACAGCUCCACCAUCCUCGCCCGCACGCCGCCCUUCUCCUUUCUUCUCAUCUCACACAAUCCACUCGACCGGCACCUCGACACUAGACAAGCUGCUCCUGCACGGGGGCCAGCCGCUCGGGACAAGUCUUUUGCUUGAAGAGUCUGCGGCGACUGAUUUCGCGAGCGUGGCUGCAAGGUGCUAUGCCGCGCAGGGAGUGUGUAAUUCCGAUACUGUGAUAGUGGUUGGUGUGGAGGAGGGGAGAUGGGGUGCUGAGUUGCCUGCGAAGGCGGAGCCGAAGCGGGGGUCGAGGAAAGCUAGCAGCAGCAGCAGCGGCAGCGGCGGUGACGCGGAUUCAAAGAAACAAGAGUUGAAGAUUGCAUGGCGAUACAAACUAAACGACCCCAAUAGCAAAGCGGCAACAGACAACCCAGAAGCAGCAGCUGAAGACGAAGAAUACUGCACGCCGUUCAACAUCACCGCUCGAGCUCUGCAUCCUCCAUCUACACUGAAAUACAUCGCCGUCCAACCUACGGAUACCUACGACGCGAUUCUCGCUCGUCUCACAGAUUUGCUCGCCGACAGCAGAUCAACCUACCAACAGCAGCAUCAGCAGCCCCUGCAGACAAUCAGACUGAUCAUCCCAUCAUUCCUCAAUCCGACCGUCUACUCCGACGUCGAGAACUGCUUCGACCCGCCCAAGCUGCUCAAGUUCUUGAGCUCUCUCCGCAGCAUACUGCGCGCGAACGAGCAUAGAAUGUCGGCUCUCAUCACACUGUCUACAAGCCUAUUCGAUAGCUCGCUACAAGACGUCAAUGAGCUUGGAGAUGAAGGCAACGCCGUCUUACUUCCCUGGAUCGAGACCCUCGUCGACGGCGUAAUACGGUUAAUCCCUACCCCCUCCCUCUCAAAAACGAGUGGUCCACCAAAGACCUCUACCAAAGACGCAGACGACAAACAGGGAAGCUUCCAAGGGUUUGUAGAUAUCCUCAAAGUCCCGAUCGUGAGCGACCGCGGCGCGAUGGUGGUGAGGAAAACAGAGUACGCGUUCAAGGUCGGCAAGAACGGGUUGCGGAUCGAAAAGUGGGGGAUUCCGGUCAUCAUUGAUGAAGGUGCCGAGAAAAAUACGACUCAGUCUUUGGAUUACUAGGUUAUGCUUGGAUCAAAAUUUAUAAACACAAAAGAAAUAAAUAAUAAUGAUAUAGACAGAUUAAUCAGAAUGGCUGCUCGCGGCCGCUAAUCAUAUCUAGACUGUG